Messenger RNA from Eruca vesicaria subsp. sativa (arugula), 1895 nucleotides. The record is from the annotation of a GenBank genome assembly. Lineage: Eukaryota; Viridiplantae; Streptophyta; Magnoliopsida; Brassicales; Brassicaceae.
AACUGGAAAGAGGAGAUCUGUGUCGGAGAUUUGUUAAAAGGUUGAGAGAGAGAGAAGAUGAGUGGGAAAGAUGCGGCAAAGAGGGGCAAAAUAGCGGUGUGGUGGGACAUGAAGGACUGUCCGGUUCCAGAUGGUAUUGAUGCUCAUCGUGUUCGUCCGAGCAUAGAAGGUGGUUUCAGGGAACUAGGCUACUCUGGUCCUGUCUCCAUCAGAGCCUAUGGAGAUCACAAACAAACCUCUGAACACCAGCUACGAGCUCUCUCUUCCACUGGAGUCGCGGUGGUACAUAUCAGAUCUGAAAGCACGUGCGCAGUCAUGUAUAUGGAUAUGGUGAAAUGGCGAGAGGAUAAUCCUCCUCCGGCGACAAUGAUGAUCAUAACCAAUCAGAUGCUAGAUGUUUUCAAUUGGGAUCUGUCUCGGCUACAACAACGCACGUUUUACCACCUUUUUCUUGCUUCUUCAGUCAGACCUCGCGCAGCAUUGACCGUGGGCUGUCGCAAAGAGUGGCUUUGGGAAAAAUUACUACUUGGGACAACUGCGGCCGUGACAAGCAGCGCAGACACGGCGGAUGAUGCCGUGUUUCAUUGCAAAACGUGCUCUUUGGAUUGCCUAAGCCUUCAGAGUUUCAAGAAGCAUCUCUCCACUAAAAAUCAUGCACUAGAAGAGGUUUUACGCCCUCAGCCUAAACAACUCAUUUCUGUAACGAGCAAGUGGGGAAAAAACUAUGCUGCGACGCCUGAAUAUGCGGCAGCUAAAAUCCAUGUGUGGUGGGACAUGUUUUGCUGUCCUAUUCCUGACGGUUAUGACGCUCGUAGGGUCCGUCCCAGUUUGGAAGGAGCGUUCAAGGAACUAGGCUACUCUGGUCAUGUCUCCAUCACUGCCUAUGGUGACCAUAAACAAACCCCCGAAUGCCACCUUCAAGCCCUCUCUUCCACUGGAAUCGAUGUUGCACAUGUCAUUCCUGAAGUCAUAUACUCGCGCAUGUCUCGUGAUUGGAAGACAUGGCAAGAUGACAAUCCUGCUCCGGCUACAAUGAUGUUCAUAUCUGAUGACGCUGAAUAUUUCUUUGGAGAUACUCUUGUCUGGGGACAACAAAACAAUAAGUACAACCUGUUUCGGGCUUAUUCUUAUAGGCCUCUGAAAAUGUCAGUCCUGCUCACUUCUGCCGAGUGGCUCUGGGAUAGCUUACUUGCAGUUUCGGAGACAAAAAAACAUGUUCUUCGGAAGUGCAGUGGAAGUAGUAUUGAAAGGGUUGGUAAAUCUACCGGAAUGUUUUAUUGCAAAGUGUGCUUCACUAAGCGCAAACUCCUGGAUAAAUUCAUGAAACAUCUCUGGACUUUCAAUCAUAUCUCUGAAGUAAGCAUCCUCUCUCUCUCUUUUUUUUUGUUAUCAAUACAUUUGUCUAACCAUUUUAGGGAAAAGCAGGAGGUUGAUAUUUCUGAACUCGGUCAACGUAACAAGAACCAGAGACUGCUAUACCUCGAGGCAAGUGUUUUUCUUAAUGAUAAGUUUCUAACAGAUUUUACAACAGAGACACCAACACUUUUUUUUUUUUCAUUUUGUAGGAAGCUCAUUUCCCAGAGAGCAAGCGGUUGAAGAAAGCUGCCCAGAAGAGUUUGUGACUGAAGAAGUGAUCAGAGUCUAAUCCUAUGAACCUAUCUUUAUUUUUCUUGUUCUGGUCUUAUGUUUCUGCUUGAAGUACUUUAGUUACUUUUCGGACUUACUUUUUUCUAGCUUGUUUAUUUCACCAAACAAUAUAAGUUUAAUCGUGUUUCUAGCUGUUUAGUACUGUAUGUGUAUUUGCAAUGGGUCUAACGGUUAUUAUUUGAGUUUUUCUUUACGAUGCUACAGUGAAUUUGUGUAUUAAACCUUCUUUCUUUAUACGUCACCAUCUC